GCCAUUUCGUCACCCGCAAACAUGGGAGAUGCCCGCUUUGAACUUUGACAGAAAUGCCAUUGAGACGAUCUGCGGGUCACGAACCUGCAUUGGGACGGACGAAAUGCGGAGCGCAGACUUACUCGUACUUUGACAAGGCAAGGCUGCCAGUGACGAUAUAACUGUACCCAUAGGGAAACAUGUUCGUGGCAGAUUCAACGAGAUGCAAAACCUGACGCCCCUUGAAGAGGCCCGUGCAAGGCGCUUCCAACGAGCGUCGUCGCAUCAUCACAUAGACUACAUGCACUCGUACACGUUGCUGAACUCGGUGACACCGCUAGCGCUGGUCGCGUUGAAUACCUCAAGGUCAAGCAUAGGCUUCAAACAUGGCUCGUACAGUGUUUGGGCCUACUAUCAAAACGUUUCCAACGACCAACAACAAGCAACCAAGAAGCUUUGGGCACCCGAUCCAUUAUUGGCCAGGGCUCAUCGGAGCGGCAAAGCAUCGUGCCACUCGUCAAUGCCCAUCCACUGUACUGUAGUGCAAGUUGCCCUUUCGCCAGCACUGACGAAAUUGGACACAAACAAAGGGCCCCCCCCCGCCAGCCCCAGGGCUACGCGAAAAACGUUUUGCUGUUGGUUCCGUCCACCGUACCAGCGUACUGGUCACCGGAUCUGCUGCCUUUCCCAAUCAGCCGAGUGGCGAGCGGAUGCACGAGUCGUCUGGCGGGCUGUUGCAAGCCGGCUGGAAUGCUCAGCUGAGAGCCAAAGAGAGAGAGAGGCGAGUAUCCGUACCGUGGCCUUGGUAUCGACACCGAAACCUUGCCCUCGGGUUUUUUGGGGCUUAACGAACAGGCCAAUCGGCGGUGGCAAGGGCGGCCGCAGCUUACUCAGACGCUCCGAUCCGUUUAAACCUGUUCUUGCGAAAUAGAAUGUGUGUGGUUCUAUUGGCCUUUUGGGGGUGCUCAUGUCAAUCAAUAGUC
Molecule: messenger RNA, 962 nt
Organism: Trichoderma harzianum CBS 226.95
Lineage: Eukaryota; Fungi; Ascomycota; Sordariomycetes; Hypocreales; Hypocreaceae
Exons: 1
Coding region: 203-910 (235 amino acids)
Source: RefSeq, a predicted model, not a curated record